Messenger RNA from Corythoichthys intestinalis (scribbled pipefish), 881 nucleotides. Its product is annotated as tetraspanin-1. Gene Ontology annotation, cellular component: plasma membrane. The coding region runs from base 77 to 559 and encodes 160 amino acids. NCBI's taxonomy places the organism in Eukaryota, Metazoa, Chordata, Actinopteri, Syngnathiformes, Syngnathidae. The record is from RefSeq and is a predicted model, not a curated record. The transcript has 7 exons.
CGCCACUACAGACGUUUUCAAUAUACACUCAUCUACUUUGUACAUAUCAUACAUCUCUCCCAUACUUUGAGAUAAAAUGUGCCACUUUAAAUUUGCUAAAGUGAUGAUGGUCCUCUCCAACCUGCUAAUUUUGUCGGGUGGCCUGACCUUACUGGCCAUGGGAAUCUGGGCAAGUGUAGACGGGACAUCGUAUCUUAAGAUCCUGGCACCAUUCUCCAGCCAAGGCAUGCAGCAUGUCAAUGUGCGUUAUUUCUGCAUUGCAAUUGGGACCUUACUGGUACUGCUGGGAUUAUUGGGCUCCUUUGGAAUGCAUAAGGAGAGUAAAUGCCUUCUGCUCACAUUCUUCUGCAUCAUCUUCAUCAUUUUUAUUGCUGAAGUAGCAGCUGCAGUCGUGACUCUGGCUUAUUCAUCAUUUGGAUGUUUUGAAUAUAUCUUGAAGACCCUUAAAGAGCAUGCAAACAUUGUGGGAGGAAUUGCAGGAGGUGUCUGUAUACUGGAGAUGUCUGCAUUGAUAUCGUCAAUGUACUUAUACUGUUGCAUGGACAAUAGAGGAAGGUGAGACAGCAAAUGGGUAAACAUCAAGCAAUAAGAAUGGAUCACAAUGAUCUCUUAAAGUAAUCCUGGAAGUUUCAUCUAAAAUUUUUGAGAUCUUGUCAACAAUAAUUGUGAAUAAAGUCAUUUAGCAAUAUAAUGCAUCUGUUCUGUAAAUUGUAUUUCUUCAAUGCUUUCUUCAAUUUUCUACUCAAGAUGACAUCAGAAAAUAACACUGAUGUUUGGUUGGGGCGCAAGAUGGAUGUGAAGGCACAAGACAAUAUUAGGGUUCUAGCACUUUAGUACUAUACGUUUUAAAAACAUUAAACUCAAAAAUAAAAUGAAAAAAA